UCCCAAUAACUAACUGCACUAUUCUGCUAGUGGCUUGUGUUUUUGUAAGCCAUUCAGUCACUUAUUGCUUAUUAUACAAAUAAUUAUUUAUAUGAAGGUUUAAUAAGGAUUUAGUGGGUGUGUAAAAAUCAACCAGGGCAAUGGGGUCUCUUGCUAUGUUAAAAUCAGGGACUUGUGUGAAGCAUUUUUGCACAUGGGUUGGCAGCCCUAUAUUCAUCCGACCUGCUUUUGCUUGUUCUCCAAAAUAUAACAUCAUGCAUUCUGUCCGAUUUAUCACUGAGCCAAAGUUUUACUGCACAAAAGGAGAUAAACAAGCACAAUCGUACAGCAGAAUACCUAAAGAGAGAAGUUUCACUGCUAGAGCAAGACCUGCAUUCCCCAAUUCAGUAUUCACAGCUGGCACAGCCAAAAGAACAGCUGAAUAUCUGAAAAAGCGAGCUGGGGAGGAUCCCGAGGAACUGUCGAAUAAUACAUCUGUGAGAGGCAGAGGGUCUUUAAAGGUCACCCUCCCUGAUCAUCCACUGACCACAUCUGAAUGGGCAAAACUGAAAGAGACCUCCACUAAACCUGAGCGUUUCGCAAAACAAAUGAUGGAGGGCCUUCUAGCAGCCAGAGCAGAUGUCAACAUUGCCAAAUCUCUCUUGUCCUACGAGGCCCAAGAUAAAGGCACCCUGCCCUACGAACUCCUUUUGAGGUACCUCACGCUGUGUGUCAUGGGUGGGCAUCAAUCAGAGGUAUUUGACACUUAUGACAUCAUGAGGUCUUGCUUUAAGACGCUCGACACCGGAGCCUCCUCUCUGUUUAUUAAAGGUUUCAGUCAAACAGAACGCUGGAGGGAGGCGCUCGUCGUGUUGGAGGGUAUGAAAAAGGCCCUCUUGCCGUCUCCAGGUAACUAUGGUGAUGCCAUCGCUGGGGCGGCUCUUCACGGUGACAUUCACACAAGCUGGAUGCUAUACACUGAGCUUCUGGAGCAAGGUCUCGUUCCACAUCAAGAUACCUGGCAGUGCUUAUUUCAGAGCGGUGUCAGUCAUCGUGGACAGGAAGACAAGCUCUUUUCUAUCCUGACAUAUAUGAGAGAUAAUCAGAUCUACCCAGAGGAACCAUUGGUUAAAACUAUCAAAGCAUGGUUUGAGAGUUUACCGGAUCAAAAAUGGAGUGGAAGAUUCUCAUCCGUGACCACCAGUGGAGAAUGCCAACAUUGCAAGACAUCGCUGGAAUCUAUUCAGCUGACUGAGGAAGAGUAUGCACAGUUGAAGGACAGAGUAAUGAAGGAUGUGAUCGAGGGAAGGGACAUCUUCAACAAGACCACUCCAGAGGAGCUUGAAAACUUCAAGAGCUUUGUGAAACGAAGACCCCCCUUUGACAUCGUAAUUGAUGGCCUUAAUGUGGCUAACACUACACCCAAAGCUGCCCACUCCGAAACGUUGCUGGCAGUUAUCUCAGAGCUGGAACAGCAGGGUCUGAACAUCCUGGUGCUUGGUAGGAAGCACAUGCUACGACCUUCCUGGAACUGGGACAGACAAAACAUGAACAAGAUCAAGCAGAAAGCCCACUGCUUCUUCACAGAAAACAUAUCUGAAGAUGACCCGUUUCUGCUGUAUGCUGCUUUGCACUCGGGCAUUCACUGUAAUUUUCUCAGUCGUGAUCUGAUGAGAGAUCACAAGGCCUGCUUUCCAGACAGCCCCACCAGACGCCUCUUUUUCAAGUGGCAACGUGGUCAUCAGUUGGUAAUCAGUCAUUACACCCCAGGAAAAAGGGUUCGGUUUCAGAGGAUCGCCACUUAUGACACCAUCGUACAGACGGCUGGCCGCUCCUGGCACAUUCCAUUCGAUGAGAACGGAAGGGAUAGAGCCACGUAUGAAGUGCCUCAAAAUUGGCUAUGUCUUACUCAGGAGCACUCAGGGACUCAGGCUUUGGAUUGUAAAAUGUAAAAUAAAAAUAAUUUCAUAAAUAUA
Molecule: messenger RNA, 1955 nt
Organism: Misgurnus anguillicaudatus (oriental weatherfish)
Lineage: Eukaryota; Metazoa; Chordata; Actinopteri; Cypriniformes; Cobitidae
Gene: prorp
Product: protein only RNase P catalytic subunit
Biological process (GO): mitochondrial tRNA 5'-end processing; tRNA 5'-leader removal
Cellular component (GO): mitochondrial ribonuclease P complex; mitochondrion
Molecular function (GO): protein binding; ribonuclease P activity
Source: RefSeq, a predicted model, not a curated record